AAGAAAUCCAAAUGGUCCUAUUUAUUCUCAGGACAUAUCUGAAUAAAAUGGUGGGACCACUGUGCUCCUGGAUGUAAGGCAGACGCAGACACAACUGUUGAGCAAAAUGCAGACUCCACAGAAAAGUCCAAGCCUCAGACCUUUCAAGCAGAGGAAGAGUUUAGCAACCAGAAGAGAGGAAGUUGCUGGAAUCAGAGUGAAGUUCCCAGGCAAGAUCCCGGUGAUAGUGGAGCGCUACCCCAGGGAGAAGUUCCUGCCCCGGCUGGACAAGACCAAGUUCCUGGUCCCACAGGAACUGACCAUGACGCAGUUUCUCAGCGUCAUUCGGAGCCGCAUGGUCCUAGGGGCCACUGAAGCCUUUUACUUGCUGGUGAACAACAAGAGCCUGGGAAGUAUGAAUGUGACCAUGGCAGAGAUCUACAGGGACUACAAGGACGAGGAUGGCUUUGUGUACAUGACCUAUGCCUCCCAGGAGAUGUUUGGCUGCUUGGGGUCAGCAGCCCCCGAGGAUGGGAGCUGCUUUGGGGAGGACAGGCCCUGCCAUCCUCUCUAGCACGUGUCCUCUAACCAUUGUGUUCACAGUGCAGGAGGCAUGGACUGUUUUCUGUGUGUGCCCUGAUGAUCCGGGGGCAAAGCAGUGAUCAGCAGCAACCAUGACAAUGAGGCAAGA
Messenger RNA from Dama dama (fallow deer), 670 nucleotides. RefSeq names its product microtubule associated protein 1 light chain 3 gamma (gene MAP1LC3C). Gene Ontology annotation, molecular function: ubiquitin protein ligase binding. Gene Ontology annotation, cellular component: autophagosome; autophagosome membrane; cytosol. Bases 107 to 553 code for a protein of 148 amino acids. The transcript is spliced from 5 exons. The record is from RefSeq and is a predicted model, not a curated record. NCBI's taxonomy places the organism in Eukaryota, Metazoa, Chordata, Mammalia, Artiodactyla, Cervidae. Gene Ontology annotation, biological process: macroautophagy; autophagy of mitochondrion; autophagosome assembly.